UGGGAGCAAAAUCUGUCACAGUUCAGUUUAUUUUGAAAUCCACUAUUGACAAGAUGCAAUUCAAGACAAUCUUUAUUUUUUCCUACUUGGCAACCGUUGCCAUGGCGUCGACUAUGAAAUUACGGACCCAGAAUCCCACCGGGUUGACUGGCGAAAAAAGGGGCGCAUUAGACGAGCUGAUGAAGCGCGUUCUGCCCAAAAUUAAGGAGGACUGGGUUAAGGAUGAGCUAUAUGUUUUGAAAUUUCUUUGAGGUAAUUUAUAUUAUUUGUGAAAACCUUUUUUAAGUUUGUAUUUUUAUUAUAAAAUUUUGAGAAAUAUUCAGCCAAAAAUUUCAAUGUGGACGAUGCCGAGCUGUAUUUCAUUGCGGUAUGAAAAAUAAUUAGUAGUGAUAUUUCCUUACAUUAAUUAAUUUGAAUGGAAUUAAUAAUAGUUGAAGUAAAGUUUCCGAAAUUAGCAACAUUUAGUAUAAACAAUUUUUUAUGAAAAUCUAUUUGAAUUUAGUCACAAAUUUAGCCAGACUUCAGUUUCAUUUCGAAAACUAGUAAUAAAUUAAUAGACACACUUUUGAAUAAAAAUGAAUUCAAGUCGAAAUAAAAAAAUUAACAAAUUUCACUCUCUAAAAAAUAGCAUCUCUUUUGGCGCGAGGAUAACAAAAUGAGCACAAUUUUAACCGAGGACUUUUCCGAUAUGAAGAAAGAUUUUCCUUACAAAUUCGACGGUCAUGACAAACAAGGACGGCCACUUUUGACCGUGGACUUUGGCUCCUGGGAUUUGGACGGGGCCGCGGAACGUGGUCAGAUUGACCGCUCGCUCCGCUACUAUGACCGCAUAUUGGACGAAGCGGAGCAUAAACUGCUCGAUUUGCAGCAUCAGGGCAAAAAUGUCACACAAUUCGUCUGGCUAAUAAACCAAGAUAAUAAAGCUUCCAUCAGCUUGGCAGCUUCCCGAGCUUACUGGCAUUACGCUACCGUUUACGAAAAACAACAUCCCGGCUCCGGAACGAGAAUACUUAUGAUAAAUUCCCCGUCUAUCUUUUCAUCCGCCAUGUCGGCCAUUCGUCCGUUAUUGUCGCAGGAAUCGAACGACAUCUUUGACAACUAUGCCGACGAGAAGGAAUGGAAACCCAUCGUCCUGGAUUUGGUGGACGCGGACCAACUGUCCCCUUCCUAUGGGGGAACGAAGGGCACGGGCAAAAGCAAAAUUCUUGCGGGCACGUUUCACGGAGACGCGAAUAAACCCGGGUCUUGGUCUUGGCCCAAAUUUUUCGGGCCCAGACACUGAUCCGGUUUCUUUCUUGAUAUACUUUUAAAUCGAAAAAUAUUGAUUUGCAAAAUAAAAUCAGUUAAACAUAUUGCUUGUUAUCAUAGAUGCAUACAUAAUCGAAAAAUGUUGAUUUUCAAAAAAAAAUUGGUUUUAAAAUGUCUUCAAUUAAAUACUUACAGUAAUUGAAAAAUUA
Folsomia candida is the source of this 1457-nucleotide messenger RNA. RefSeq names its product retinal-binding protein. Bases 656 to 1282 code for a protein of 208 amino acids. The transcript has 5 exons. The record is from RefSeq and is a predicted model, not a curated record. Gene Ontology annotation, cellular component: cytoplasm. Lineage: Eukaryota; Metazoa; Arthropoda; Collembola; Entomobryomorpha; Isotomidae.